Messenger RNA from Brenthis ino (lesser marbled fritillary), 2301 nucleotides. Lineage: Eukaryota; Metazoa; Arthropoda; Insecta; Lepidoptera; Nymphalidae. The record is from the annotation of a GenBank genome assembly.
AUGAGUUACAAUUCGAGUGGAAAUAAAGGUUUCGGUUUUACUGGCUUUUCUAUGCCCAAGCGAAACCCCUCGACUAUGUCUUUACAUGCAGUGCCACCCCCUUCGACUCCAAUGCAUGCUGUACCACCCCCUAGUUCGGGGCUGUCCAAACAGGGAUACUCUACUAUGAACUCAAUCACUGAAUGUGCAGUCACCGGCAAUCUUGGUACAAUAGGAAAAAAGCGAGCAAAAACUGAAGAUGAAUACUUUGAUGAGGAUGAGGAACCACCUACCCCUGCCCUUGCAUACAUUCCUGCCCCUGGAAGUCCCACUAUGGAAGCUUCCAGUUCUAGGGCAGAUGAUGAUGAAGAGGAUCCACUAGAUGCAUAUAUGGCAGGAUUAGAACAGCAAGCAGCUAAAGACUUAAAAACCAGUAAAGAAAAUGAAGUUAGUGGAAAAGGUGAUAGUGGCAGAGGCACUAGGGGUGAUAUUGAUGAUAUGGAUGAUGAAGAAAGCUAUUAUAAAUACAUGGAAGAUCAUCCUCUAACGGCACAAGAUGAUGGUUCUGAUGUGGAAAUAGAAUAUGAUGAAGAUGGCAACCCUAUACCACCCCCUAAGAAAAAGUUCAUAGAUCCAUUACCACCUAUUGACCACUCUGAGAUAGAAUAUGAGCCUUUUGAAAAGAACUUUUACACUCCACACCCGGAUAUUGAAAAGCUUGAUCAUCAGCAAGUAGAAGAGUUAAAGAAGAAUUUAGGAGUCAAAAUUUCAGGACCAGACCCCCCAAAACCGGUGAGCAGUUUUGGUCACCUUGGAUUCGAUGAACAGCUCAUGAAAGCAAUCAGACGCUCUGAGUACACUCAGCCCACACCCAUACAAGCUGCCGGUAUCCCCGCAGCUCUGUCUGGAAGAGAUAUAAUAGGUAUCGCUCGCACGGGAUCUGGUAAGACUGCAGCGUUCCUGUGGCCAUUGCUGGUCCACAUCAUGGACCAGAAGGAGUUGGCCCCGGGAGAUGGACCUAUAGGACUCAUACUAGCACCUACUAGGGAAUUGGCACAACAGAUAUACAUGGAAGCAAAGAAAUUCGGUAAAGUUUACAAUAUACGAUGCAUUUGUUGUUACGGCGGCGGUUCCAAGUGGGAACAGAGUAAAGCAUUAGAAGGCGGAGCGGAGAUAGUGGUGGGCACACCGGGCAGGGUGAUCGACAUGGUGAAGUGCAAGGCCACCAGCCUGCGCCGCGUCACCUAUCUCGUGCUGGACGAGGCCGACAGGAUGUUCGAUAUGGGCUUCGAGCCGCAGGUGCGGUCUAUCUGCGGGCACGUGCGGCCGGAGCGCCAGGCGCUGCUGUUCUCGGCCACGUUCCCGCGCCGCGUGGAGCGCCUGGCGCGCGACGCGCUGCACGACCCCGUGCGCGUGCAGCACGGCGCCGCCGGCGAGGCCUGCCGCCUGGUCACGCAGCACGUCCGAAUAUUCAACAAACCAGAAGAGAAAUGGCCGUGGUUAUUAGACAAUUUAGUAGAAUUUUUAUCAGCCGGCAGUAUCUUAAUAUUUGUUACAAAAAAGUUGGAAGCGGAACAGACGGCAGCAAACCUCGGUAUCCAGCAGUACGACGCGCUGCUGCUGCACGGGGACAUGGAACAAGCUGACAGAAACAAAGUGAUAACCGCCUUCAAACGACAAGAGAGUAAUAUAUUGGUUGCUACCGAUGUCGCUGCCCGCGGGCUCGACAUCCCGCAUAUCCGCACGGUGGUGAACUACACGGUGGCGCGCGACGUGGACACGCACACGCACCGCGUGGGCCGCACGGGGCGCGCCGGCGUCCCGGGCCGCGCCUACACGCUGCUCGCGCGGGACAAGGACCGGGACUUCGCGGGACACCUGCUGCGGAACCUCGAGGGCGCUCAGCAGGAAGUACCAGAAGAGCUGAUGCACCUGGCGAUGCAGUCCUCGUGGUUCCGCAAGUCGCGCUUCAAGAAGGGCAAGGGCAAGAACCUCAACAUCGGCGGCUGUGGAUUAGGAUACAAGGAGCGUCCCGGGCUGCCGCACAGCGAGGAGGCGCCGGCGCCGCUGCCCGAGCGCGGGCCCGCCACCAACCGCCUCGCCUCGCUCAAGCAGGCCUUCCGCUCGCAGUACAACCAGUUCACAGCGUCCACAGACCACUCGUGGGAGCAGACGCGGCCGCCGCUGCAGCCCGGCGUCAACGCGCCCGCCGCCGACCGCGACGCGGGCGAGGCCGGGGAGCGCGGGGAGGCCGGGGAGCGCGGGGAGGCCGGGGAGCGCGGAGAGCGCGUGCGCCGCGGCGGCAAGCGCAGCCGCUGGGAG